Dioscorea cayenensis subsp. rotundata (Guinea yam) is the source of this 1545-nucleotide messenger RNA. Its product is annotated as glucan endo-1,3-beta-glucosidase 14. Gene Ontology annotation, molecular function: hydrolase activity, hydrolyzing O-glycosyl compounds. Gene Ontology annotation, cellular component: plasma membrane. Gene Ontology annotation, biological process: carbohydrate metabolic process. The record is from RefSeq and is a predicted model, not a curated record. NCBI's taxonomy places the organism in Eukaryota, Viridiplantae, Streptophyta, Magnoliopsida, Dioscoreales, Dioscoreaceae.
AGUCGGUUACAGUGUGAUCGAUUCUUUGAGAGAGCUUGUUUGAGCUCCAGAGAAUGGCAAUGGAGAAGAACCGCGUUUUCUCACUGCUCAUCGUACUGGUGCUCUGGUUCAUGAUCUCAGGCAAGUUCCUACAAACAGCAGAGAGCCUAACAGUGGGGAUAAACUAUGGGCAGAUAGCCAACAACCUCCCAUCACCAACGCGCGUCGCAGGGCUCGUCAGCUCCCUAAACAUCAGCAAAGUCAAGCUCUACGACGCUGACCCAAACGUCCUUCGCGCCUUCCUCAACUCUCAAGUUGAAUUCGUCAUCGGCAUCGGCAACGAGAACGUUGCCAACAUGACCGACUACUCCAAAGCCCUCUCUUGGGUCCAAAACCACAUCCAACCUUACCUUCCCCGCACCCGCAUCACCUGCGUUACCGUCGGUAACGAAGUCUACUCCGGCAACGACACCACCCUCAAAUCCAACCUCCUCCCGGCCAUGCAAUCCAUCUACGCUGCUCUCGUUGCUCUCGGCCUCAACAAGCAAGUUAAUGUUACCACUGCCCACUCCGUUGCUAUCCUCGGCAACUCCUACCCACCCUCCGCUGGAUCCUUCCGAUCAGACGUGGCCGAAUUCAUUCAACCUCUCCUCAACUUCCAUGCCAUGGCCAACUCUCCAUUCCUCAUCAAUGUCUACCCUUUCUUCGCUUACAAAGACAACCCGGACUCCAUCUCGCUUGACUACGUCCUUUUCCGACCAAAUUCUGGAAUCACCGACCCCAACACCAAUCUCAACUAUGACAACAUGCUGUACGCCCAGGUGGACUCUGUUUACUCGGCGAUAUCAACCAUGGGUCACCAAAAUAUCGACGUGCGGAUCUCUGAGACGGGUUGGCCAUCUAGAGGCGACCCAGAUGAGGUUGGUGCCACGCCGGAGAACGCCGCGAUGUACAACGGUAACCUUCUCCAGCGAAUAGCCAUGCAACAAGGCACGCCUUUGAAGCCAUCCGUGCCCAUUCAAGUAUACGUAUUCGCAUUGUUCAACGAGAACUUAAAACCCGGUCCCACCUCCGAGAGAAACUACGGUCUCUAUUAUCCUGAUGGCAAUCCCGUGUAUAACAUCGGUUUGAAUGGUCGUCUUCCCUCCAUGUCAUCGUCUGCUUCCAAUCCCCUGACCUUGUUGCCUGAGCUAGUACUAUUUAUGUUGGUGAUAGUGACUCUGUUCUGGCAACUUUAGUAAAAGAAAAAAAAGAAAAUUAUGCUUGAGAUGAUGGGCGAAUAGAUGGAGAAGAAGAGGAUGGGCACUAACAUAUACUAGUUCUAUUGAUGAGGUAAGGUAACGGGGAUCUUUCAAUCUAUUUAAUUGAUUUAGUUGUUAGUAUAGUGGAAGUCCGAAGGAUGAUGACGUGACAUGGUAAUGUUGACGGGGUUCUUAGCAAUUUCAUCCUUAUUGAUAUAGUCCUCCCCGCCGGCAGCCAAAUCAUCAUCAACCUUAUCUGCUUAUCAUUCUCCUUAUCCGAUGUAAGGUUUGUGGGGCCUCUGGAAUAAAGGAUUGAUAGGUUACA